AGCAGCUUCCGCUUCCGCACCCAACAUGGCGGACAGCGAAGCGAUACGAUAGAUACUCAGAUUUUUACUGCUUACCGUGAGUAAUAAGUAGAAUGAAUGACUACAAGAUUAUUACGUCUAUAAAGUACAUAGAUAAUAGGUGAAAACGUGAUUAUAAGCCACCCGAUUACCCAAUGACCUAUUUGAUUACCUUACAGCAAUUGGAUUGAAAGCCAACAACCUCCUGAUACGGCGACAGAUAAAUACAAACAACCCAGUAUAUACCACACAACAACCCAUUUAUAAACUAUAAACUGCCCGAGUUCCUGCAAUGGCAAAGCCAGCCAAGCGGGCACGUGUGGAACUUACUUUAAAUCAGAAAAUGAAAUUGAUACAUGACUUUGAAUCUAUCCCUCGGCCAUCUCAAAAAGAACUUGCUUUUAAAUAUCAAAUUGCCAGACAAACAGUUUCGGACAUUCUGAAGAAGAAAGACUUCUAUCAGACUAAAUGUGAACAAAACAUUGGCUCCAAAACAAAACGCUUCCGUGAGAACAGUAAAUUUGAUCGCAUCAACAAACUGACAUAUAAUUGGUUUUUGGACGCCCGCAGCCAAAAUUUACCAAUUUCUGGUCCCAUUCUGAAAGAAAAGGCUCUCCAGUUUGCAUCACAACUGGACAUUGGCGAUUUCAAAGCUUCAGAUGGCUGGCUAGCAUCAUGGAGAACACGUCAUGAUAUCAAACAAUGGAAAGUUAGUGGCGAGAGUGCGAGUGUCAAUACUGAUCAUGCUGAUGUCAUAGAAAAUUUUAAGACAGGUUUAGACAGCUUCCACUGUAUAACAACAAAUCCACCUUUGAGGGACACUGAAUCGUUGUCACUUCACAAAGGCAAAAUGAUGUCUGUUGUAAUCAAAGCAUUCCUGGAGCGAGAUGGGAACCCAAAGGCUGAGAUCCGACGUUUCGGAGUUACAGGCUGAGGCAUCUGCAAGUUUUACUUACAUAUUUUUGAAGGUGUCAGAAGUCUUUCCGGGACUUGUCACUGGAAACUUCAACCUCUUUUGGAAAGACAGCGAUGGGGACCUGGUGUCAUUCUCUUCAGAUGAGGAACUGAUGGAAGCCCUGGGCUUUGUAACUGAUUCCGUGUUCAGAAUCUAUGUUAGAGAGCAUGCUGCAACGUCAUUUGCCAGCAGCAGCGGCUGCAAUGGAAUGUUCCACCCCAAUGUUGUGCGUGAUGCAUGUAAGAGGGCUGUCCGUGGCAUCCACUACAAGUGUGUGUGCCCAGACUAUGAUCUCUGCAGUCAGUGUGAGGCUAAAAAGAUCCACUGGCACAACCGUCAUGGUGGAUCUGGCAUGGAAACGGAGGGGGAUGUUCCCCCUGGGGCGGACAUUGACCCUAACCAGGACGGGGAACAGGAUGCUGGACCCGAGGAGGAAUAUCUCCACAAUGUGGGAGAGAAUGUGGCAGCCAUGAUGGACCCUUUCGGUAUUGAUGUGAACUCCGAAGUUGAGCAUCAAGGUCGCCGUCGUGGUGGGCAAUGUCAUGGAGCUGGCCGACAUGGAUGUAGAGGUUUUGGAGGAGGAUGUGGAGGACCCAGAGAUCAUGGUUACCAAAUCCGCCAUUGCCAUCGUCGCGAGUGGCAAUAACCAGGACAAGGAGGUUGGGAAAGAAGGUGACGAGAUGAGAGAGGAAGCAGAAAUCAAAUCCAUAAAGCAGGAGGCACAAGACUCAAUGGCUCAGGAUGUGUCCAGAUCUUCCAAAGCUCUAGUCACGGACAUAACAAAGGGUCUGUCAAUCAACGAUGGUAGUUCUGAAGGAGAGUGGACCGUUCUGUUAAACUCCAGAUCUCCACCAAGCCCUCCACACCCAGACCCCAAGAUUUCUGAGGCUCUCCAUCAAAUGUCCCAGAUGGGUUUCACAAAUGAUGGCGGCUGGCUGACACACGACUGCUUGAGGCCAAGAACGGAGACAUCACUCAGGUGCUGGAUGCAAUGAAACCAGAUCGCAGAAUCAACGAGGGCUUCAGAGCCUGAACACCUAUCCAGACUGUGACACACUCUUACCACAGGCUAUACUUUCACUGGGUUAACCGCCUCCAUGGUGUAGUGGUUAGGGCGUUCGCCCGGAGAGCGGGAGGUUGGGUUUUUUUUAAGACAUGAAAAUAUGGUACUUGUUGAUCCCUGCCUGGAGCUUUGCAUUACUGGGUACAACAAGGGCUGCUCGGCUCAGAGUCAGUGUAAUGUUCCCCAGUUGAGUAUUCAUGCUGAACUGCAGCAUGGUAUCUCAGUGAGCUAGCACUAAAAAACCAGCAGAAGUCUGGGCUACUACAAACAGCCACACAUACACACGUCAUGCAUGUCAUCAUAUGUACGACGUUAAACCCCAUUUCACCUCACCUUCACUGUAUGUGACAUGUCAUUUCAAUGCAUUGUAAGAUACUUUGAAAUUGUGUGGUUCAAAUACAUGACACUGUAAUCAAACUGUACCAAUAUCAGCCUUGUUUUAAUCAAAGGUUAAACAGUGACCCCGCUUGUUAGAAACUAAAGCAUUGAGAAGUCGAUUGUAACAUGUAAAAUUCAGCCUCAACAGUGUAGAUUCAUACAAUAGUACUGUUUUUGUCCAUGAGUUUGUUUUGCAAAACUGGCAACUCGAUUUUGAUUCAAGUUUUCAACUGAAAAUUGACACCUCUGAUAUUUAUGUUUACUGUAAAGUAAAAUACAGGUACUUCAUCCAUGGAAAUAUUGUAGGAUUUUGUUCAUGUUUCACUGCAUUUACAGCUUUUUUGUUGUUGCUUCUGUGUAUGACUAUUGUGUGUAGAUUAUAAUUGUCUUGAAACUGGGUAUUGUUAUUUGAUUGUGAGGAAAACCUUGGAAAAAGUAAUGGGGUUGUGUAAACCCUGGAAAAUAUAAUUGGGCAGUUCAAACCUUAGAAAACAUAAUGGGUGUUUUUUGUAUAUCUACAUGAAAUGUUUGUCUUGAUAUUCAUACAUGGCAGAAAAUAAAUUUAUUUCAAUUGA
Messenger RNA from Haliotis rubra (blacklip abalone), 2989 nucleotides. RefSeq names its product sequestosome-1-like. Gene Ontology annotation, molecular function: protein kinase C binding; zinc ion binding; K63-linked polyubiquitin modification-dependent protein binding. The transcript is spliced from 5 exons. Lineage: Eukaryota; Metazoa; Mollusca; Gastropoda; Lepetellida; Haliotidae. Gene Ontology annotation, biological process: mitophagy; aggrephagy; endosome organization. Gene Ontology annotation, cellular component: aggresome; amphisome. The coding region runs from base 906 to 1619 and encodes 237 amino acids. The record is from RefSeq and is a predicted model, not a curated record.